UAGAAGAAAGUGGUUUUGGUCUCAUAGUUAGGCCCACAAUACCUGUGACAAGUAUUGGUUGAAGCUCUGAGGAAUUUUUCAGACUAAGUUGGCAGUCCACAUUCACUCCAUUUAGGGCCCUGGUUCCCAAUUGGGGGGGGGGGAGCUGUCUGAUUCUUAAAGGGAACAAUCAAGAAAGAGUUAUUAACAGUAACUAUUUUGCAUUUCUUCAGGUUCUAGUGGCCUCAUUUAUGGUGUAUAAAUUUACGGUAUAUAAACCAUGGUGGCGCAACGGGUUAAACCACUAAGCUGCAGAACUUGCUGACUGGAAGGUCGACGGUUAGAAUCUGUGGGAUGAGGUGAACCCCAGCUUCUGCCAACCUAGCAGUUCGAAAACGUGCAAAUACGAGUAGAUCAAUAGGUACUUCUUCAACAGGAAGGUAACAACGCUAUAUGCAGCCAUGCUAGCCACAUGGCCUAGGAGGUGUCUAUGGACAAUGCUGGCUCUUUGGCUUAGAAAUUGAGAUGAGCACCACAGAGUCGGACUAUACUUAAUGUCAAGGGAAAACCUUUACCUUUAAAUAUAUAUUGUGAUGUACACAUUUGUAAAAGUAAGAUCAGAAUGUACACAGAGAUCAGCUGGUGACAAUGGAAAGGGGAAAAGAAAGCCUAUUCGGAGAGAAAGGAGAAGUGAGAGCAUAGGAUUCACUAGUGAGCCCAUGAGCCCAGAAAAGGAGGCCACUUUCUUCCCAAACAUCCCACUAAUCUCAAGCGUUCUUUUAACACCACAAGCUAUACAAAAUAUAUUAAAAUGUCCCCUUUGUUCUGCAUGUGAAUAGCAAGAAAUUUGUGAAAAAAAUUGAAAGCACAAUUAUGACUUUCAAAGGUAAGUCAAUAUUAACGUCAGGUUAUAAGAUAUUCUCAGCAAACACACAUUGCAAUCAAGUUGGACACUUAAAUUAAUCUAAUUUGAUGCAGAUUACUCAAAUCAGUUCUUUUAUUUUUCUCUUCCAUACGUGCCAUGUUAUUUGGAAGCUUGUUUAGACCAAGUUAAUAGUCUUCUAGGCUUUCUCCACGUGAAUAAAUAGUUUACUUUUGGAAUAAGAAUUAGACUAUGUAACAUGAUUUUUGUUCCUGGGUUAAAGCAUCAUUUCUCCAGAGUCAUAGUCCCAUACUCAGAUGAUACAUCAGUUCUCUUGAAGUCAGCAAUUUCUUUGGGAAAAAAGACACCUUGUCACAUGUUGUCAGGAUUUAAGUAUUAACAUACGAGAUGUGCCAAGAAUCCAUUAUCUCUAGUUAUGCUGAAGUUCACUGCUUUUGGAAGACAACAAGAAAUGCAUCGUCUUGUCCAAGUCAAGAAUGCCAGGUGGUUAAUAGGUUACACAGCUUGGUUGCAGAAUUGAAGCUGUCCUGGAUUGUGUUAACUAGGAUUGUCACACCAUGUCAAAGAUUGUUUUUGGAUUAAACAUUAGUUUUAGAAAUUAUUUGAAGGAUAUUUUGGGAGGUAAAUUACAGUGACGGCAGAAAGGGAAAGAAAGUGAACUUGAAACUGGAAAGACUGACCAUGUCGGGUGUUGGGGAAGUAAUCAAAGCGCUCGAUGAUUUUGGGCGAUUCCAGCAUUGCUUGGUGGCAUUGCUGACUCUGAACUCUAUUUCCCACCCCUUUCAUAUCUUUGGCCAGUUAUUCAUGGUUGCCGAAGAACCUCAUUACUGUCGGACAACUUGGUUCAGCGCCAUCGGCUCGAAUCUGACCGAAGAGGAACGGCUGAACUUGACCCUCCCAAGAAAGUCCGAUGGAAGCCUGGAAGAAUGUUCCAUGUUCACUCCGGUGGAACGGGAUCUCGAUGCCAUUGUGCAAUAUGGCCUCAAUGCUACUGAAACGUGUCGAGAGGGAUGGGUCUACCCUUCGAAGAGAGAACCUUCAUUGGUCACUCAGUUUGACCUUGUUUGUGACCGGAAAGAUUUGAACAGCAUCUCACAAUCCAUUUUCAUUUUGGGAAAUCUGGCGGGAGCCCUGGUGUUCAGUGCAUUAAGCGACAGGUUUGGUCGGCGCCCAGUUACUUUGUUGGCAAUGCUCAUUCAAGGCAUAGCUGGCGUUGCGAUCACUUUUGUUCCAAAUUUCAUCGUCCAUGUUGCUCUCCGAUUUAUUGUGGGCAUAUCCAUUUCUGGUGUCUUAAUCAGUGGCAUGGCUCUAGGCGCUGAAUGGGUCGGAACAGCCUAUCGUCCACUGCCAUUGAUCAUCAACCAUGUUGGCUUUUCAGUAGGGCAGAUGGUGCUGGCAGGCUUAGCUUAUGCCAUUCGAGACUGGAGGAAGCUGCAGAUUGUAGGUUCUGCCCCCGUUCUUGCCCUCUUUUUUUAUGUAUGGGUCCUUCCAGAAUCUCCCCGUUGGUUGGUAACAAAAGGGAGGAUUGAAGAAGCGAAAAAGCUCUUCCAGAAGGCAGCUGCAGUGAAUAAAAGAAGCAUCCCACCGAAAACUUUAGAUCAGCUGAAGCCAGAAAAGGAGGCCAAGUCUAGAAGUAUUCUGGACCUCGCGAGACAUUCCCACCUAAGGAAAGUGACUUUCCUUAUAUCAACAGUUUGGUUUGCCAACAGUUUGGCAUACUACGGCUUAAGCCUGAAUGUGGGUAGUUUUGGCUUGAAUAUCUACCUGACCCAGCUUAUCUUUGGGGCAGUUGAAAUACCAGGCCGUAGCUGCACUUUCUUUGUGAUGCGGUGUCUGGGGAGGAAAAAAUGCCAGUCUUUCUUCUUGCUCCUGGGAGGAGCGGUUUGCCUUCUCAUCCCCGUAAUCCCGAAGGACCUGCCGGUGGUAAUAACAGUGCUGGCUGUCAUUGGGAAGUUCACCAUUUCUGGGUCCUUCACUACAUCCUAUGUGUACACCACUGAGCUGUUCCCGACGGUUAUCCGACAGGUUGGAAUUGCCGUGUGCCAGACGGUGGCCAGGGUGGCCGCCGUAAGUUCACCGCUGGCUCGUCUCUUGGAGAAAUACCACCCCUCCAUCCCUUUGCUGAUUUUUGGAGGCACGGCCAUCGGGGCUGGGAUCCUUACCUUCUUUCUGCCAGAAACACAGGGAAAAGAACUUCCAGAUUACAUGGAUGAUGUUAUAGGCAACCAGAAACCCAGCAAGACAGACACCAGAGUUUUGGAAAAUGGACAUUUAAAGCCAAAUGAAGACAAUGUCAUCAGUAUACAGAUAAAGACGACUCGGUUCUAAGUUGGUCCUUUAAGCAGUAGCAAUGUACAUUGGUGGAAAUUUCUCAUUGCAAAAGUGUGGACGAGAGAUAUCUAUAGUCGGCAUUCCAUAUCCACAGAUUCAGCAUCCAUGGAUUCAACCACCUGCAGCUUGAAAAUAUCACUCCCCACAAAAAUAUUCUUUGAUUUUUGCCAUUUUAUAUAAGGGAGUGCCAUUUUACUAUGCCAUUGUAUAUAUUGGGACAUGAGCAUCCAUGGAUUUGGGAAUCAAUGAAACGCCAGUAAAUAUCAGAGACAUAUUGUAUAUGCCAGUUACACCACCAACAGCACCACCCUGCUUUCUUUGAGGUUUUUGUUUAUACUUUCAAGAAUACCAUGGGCCCAUUUCCAUUAGCAAAAUAUAGUAUUAUCUUUGCCUGUUGAAGGCCUGGUUCUGACAUAUGUAAAACCUGGAAUUUGCAUUUUGGGGACAGAAAGCUUCUCUCAUGCUUCACCAAACUAUCAACCCUAGGAUUUCACACAGUCACACCAUAGCAAUUAAAAUGGAAUCAGUGCUAAAAUUGUGAAAUGCAAAUGACUCCCCAUUUUAUUAACUACCUUUUAAAACUGAGUUCUGUGAGUGCAGCAUUUUAUCUAGUGAAGCAGAAAGUGUUUGAAGAUCGGACAUUUGUAGGGAUACAAGAUGCUUGUUUGUAAAGCUAUUGUCCUUCUAACUUUGUUGUAUGCCUGCAAAACAUGGAUUGUCUACAAAUGUCACUCUCAACUUCUGGAACAAUUCUAAUAGCAUUGCCUCCGAAAUCUUUUGCACAUCUCUUGGUAAGACAGGCGGACAAAUGUCAGCGUUCUUAAAGAAGCAAAGACCACCAGCACUGAAGCGAUGAUCCCUGCCAUCAACUUUGCUGGACUGACUACAUUAUCUGAAUGAUCAAUCAUCCAGGGAAGGGGAGAGGAGAAAAACUGAUGGACACAAGUGAUAAAUAAGUGCAGAAAUGGUUAGGUUGAGAAAAUAGACCAUAUCAAAUUGAGCAAGAAUUGUAAGCGGAAUAUCAUUAUUUGUGGGCUCGGGCUGUGGCUCAGGCUGGAGAGCAGCUGCAAUGAAUCACUGCAAUGAAUCACUCUGACCAGGAGGUCAUGAUUUCGAGCCCCGCUCGGAGCCUAUGUUUGUUUGUCUUUGUUCUAUGUUAAAAGGCAUUGAAUGUUUGCCUAUAUGUGUAAUGUGAUCCAUCCUGAGUCCCCUUCGGGGUGAGAAGGGCGGAAUAUAAUGCUGUAAAUAAAUAAAUAAAUAAAUAAAUUUAACCUCG
Molecule: messenger RNA, 4469 nt
Organism: Anolis carolinensis (green anole)
Lineage: Eukaryota; Metazoa; Chordata; Lepidosauria; Squamata; Anolidae
Product: solute carrier family 22 member 13
Exons: 10
Coding region: 1544-3190 (548 amino acids)
Biological process (GO): transmembrane transport
Cellular component (GO): membrane
Molecular function (GO): transmembrane transporter activity
Source: RefSeq, a predicted model, not a curated record